CCCAUCAUGGUUAGGAAGUCCCUCACAUAUUAAUAUAGUUCAUUUACGUUUACACAUGUGUCGGAGGGUCAAAGCAUUACCAUUGCUCGGGCAACUAUCUUAUCUUAAAGAACUAUACAUCAAAGGUCUAAAUGCAAUAUGCACGGUAGGGUAUGAAUUUUAUGGAACUAAAAGCCCUUUUCCAUCCUUAAUAACUUUGGAAUUCGAGGACAUGCCAUUGUGGGAGGACUGGUCUCAUUGUGUCGGCAGUGAAGAAGUAGGAGUUAUAUUCCCUCGUCUUGAGCAUCUCGUCAUUCGGGAUUGUCCUAUAUUGAUUAGAAGAUUGCCUAGUCAACUAAGCUCUCUCAAAAAGUUGGAAAUCAACUCCUGUCCCUGUAUGGAUGCAUCGUCCUCUAUUAUUAGCCUUCCAUCCCUCAAUGAAUUAAACUUUGGAGGUUGUAAUGAGGGGGUGCUGAAGAGUUUGGGAAACCUGACAUCUCUAACCGCUCUUGUCAUACAAGAUGUUGCUGAAAUAACUUGCUUAAAUCAUGGGUCUACAAGCUCCUGGAUCAAGCUGGAGAAGUUGGAGAUGAAAUGUUGUAAAAACUUGAUGUACUUGUGGCAAGAUGGAGAUGUAAUUCAGAAUCUUGCUUGUCUGAAGAGUUUAGUCAUCGAAAGUUGUCCUGAAUUCAUAUCUUUUAUAGUUGGAGAAGAAGAUAUAGAGUUGCCUAACAACUUGGAGACUAUGAAUUUGCGGAAUUGCAUCAAUUUAAAGAAGCUCCCAAGUAAGAUUCACACCCUCUCCUCUCUUAGAGACUUCACUGUCCAUGGGUGUCCAAAACUUGUAUCCUUCCCCGAAGCAGGUAUGCCAAUGUCGAUGAUAUCAUUAAAUAUCAACAAUUGCAAGAUGUUGCAAUCAUUACCCAGAGGAUUAAAUGUUCAUACGGAUGAACCAAGCAGCAGCAACAGCAAUAACCAUAGUGACGUGACGUCUUGUUUGCAAGAAUUAAUAAUCUUCAGAUGCGAUUCUUUGCCAACCUCUCUAUUCAGCAGGGGUAGAUUCGCACCCGCAACCCUCAAGAAACUUGAAAUUGAGUCAUGUAGUGGAGUGGAGUUGCUUGCGGAGAAACUUGUAGACCGUCUUCAGUCAAUUGAAGAGAUCAGAAUUUCGUCUUGCGAUAAUUUAAGAAGCUUACCGCAGGGCCUACACAUGCUGUCCCAUCUCACUUCCUUGAUAUUGUGCUGUUGUCCUACACUUGAGCUGGAGUGCUUCCCUCCUCUUCCUUCCGGCAUCUCAAGUGUUUGUCUUCAUGAAUGUCCAAAAAUAAAAUCGUUACCUAAUCGGUUACAUCGACUUACAUAUCUCCGAGAUUUGACAAUAGCCUGGUGUGAAAGUAUUACGUGCUUCCCUGAUGGAGGAUUGCCACCCCAGCUACAAAGACUUGCAAUAUGGGGAUGCGAGAAUAUGAAGCAGCCAGUGAGGGAGUGGCUUACCCCCCUCACCUCCCUUCAGUGGCUCGAGAUCGGUGACACCUUGGGAGGAGCGGGAGCGGAAGAGGACCUUGUGCUUCCGCUCCCUUUCUCUCUGCUCGAUCUCCGUAUCUGGGAUAUGGGGAAUGUAAAAAGAUUGUCCACCAGUCUCCCUCCCUCUCUCCUGUUCUUAUGGAUCAUCAAUUGCCCAAGUUUGAGGAAGUUGCCCCAAGAUGGCCUCCCUCCCUCCUUAGAACAACUCUGGAUCUUCAGUUGCCCGAUUCUGGAGGAGCGAUGCAAGAAAGGGACCGGCUGCUAUUGGCCCCUCAUCCGCGAAAUCCCGCUAGUUACAUUGAGUGGUGAGUCUAGAGACGCACUCGAAUCAAUUACUUAAAAAAGGAGAUUUGGACUCGAAUAAUUCUACAUGGAAGAGAUUAGAGUAUUUAAAUUAUCCGAGAGCCUUGGCUCUUUACGAAGGAGAGGGAGAGGAGAGGGAGAGGGGUUCGUAUUUUUAAUUUUAUGAUUGGGAAGCUGACGACAGCUGAAGCUCUCCGCGAACUCGGAACUUUUUGCACUCGACACACACAAGAUAGCUCCAUCGGAGUCGCAGCCGUGGAGCACUCGUGCAAGGCAAACGACCUCCCACGAGCCAGCUAGCGCCGGGCCUUUCGAGUAUGGCCGUGUCGUUUUUUGGCUCUGGGGCCUUGUUCGGGCUUUUGGAGCGUUUCCUGUCUUUGUUCGUUCCAUUGUUUUUGGGGAUCCAGCUCAUCAGCAAUUGGAGAUCGAUUGCGUGAUCGGGGAGCGCCAUAGGGGGGGGAGCUCUUGCCUGGAUCAUUCCGGACCUGCUGCCGCACCUGCAGUUGUCCUUAUUCCCGGGGUCGCAAGGCGAAGUUCGUGGGCAUAGUCCAUAAGACUUUCUUUGCCAUUGCCUCGUCGGUAUCAAGUCUAGGAGGAGAAGAUGCUGAAGGGGGGGACCCGGGAUGUUAGAUUGCCACUCAUUGCAGAGACGAAGGGGAGAUGCCACUGCAGGCUCUGUUCUUAAGAUCUCGACUUUCUGUGGAGACUCUUUCCAUGAUUAGAGUCGGUUCUUAAAUUGCUUGCGGGAAGGAGCAUUUGGUAGAAGUGGAAGGAACUUGACAUCAACUUUCUGUCUGCAUUUACCAAUACAUGUUGGCUUGUGUACAGACACGAAUGAAGGCGUUUCGCAUCCUGGAUAGCACUCAAAGAAAUCUUGGCACGUUGUUCAUUUUGAUAACUAUUCGUAUACCACUUCAUGGAAUCAAAGAUGCAAAUCCCUGGAGUUGCUGGUUGGAAAAGUUUAAAGGAUGCCAUGAGAAAGGAAUGGCGCUUUCACCAGAUGAAGCUCAAGUGUGGCUUCGACCAAGUUUAACGAUGUGCGGAGCUGAUAUGUCACGGACAAUACUUGCGUGUUCAGCGUGGAGGUUUUCAUGACGAGGGAAAAGAGCACUGGCGAAGGAGAGAAUCUGUUGAUGGUAAAGGACAUGAUCAGUCAGAAGCACACCUGGAAGGUCGACAACUGCUUGAGAUUGGACAAGGAAUUCUCCGAGUUGAAAGUAUUUGUAGCUGGGAACCAGAAUGGUAUUGCUCUCAAUGUUCCUGAUAUAGGCAUGCACUAAAUAAUGGAUGUUAAUCUCCUCUGCUCACUUGCCUCUUGAUAUUUUCCUAACUGAUCAUGGACAACAAAGAACUAUCUUGACAAGUAUUUCUCAGGGAAGUUUCUUCGAUCGGUCUUUUGCUUGAUGGUUUAUAAACAUGGACAUUGCACA
This is a messenger RNA of Eucalyptus grandis, 3236 nucleotides long. RefSeq names its product putative disease resistance protein At3g14460. The transcript has 5 exons. The coding region runs from base 56 to 1843 and encodes 595 amino acids. The record is from RefSeq and is a predicted model, not a curated record. Lineage: Eukaryota; Viridiplantae; Streptophyta; Magnoliopsida; Myrtales; Myrtaceae.